AUGGCCUCGCAAUCGCAGAAGCCUGUCCGAGUUGGACUCGUCGAGCAGCAACAGCAGCAGCCAGAGCAGCCUGGACGAACCUCUUCCCCCGACAAGAGCUCACCAUCACACCUCUUCGCGGGAUGGAAUGAGGGCUCGUUAUCCCUACCCUGCGGAUCAGGACUACGCCCUCCACACCCACCAUCACCACAGCCAUCACCAAAGACACAACUCGCCUCAAUCAACCCUUUCGAGAGCAGACGACCCCUUCGCUUGGGAGAACACUCUCAAGGGGCUCUGAGGCUCCCAACCGCUGCUCCAGCCGACGACAGCUUCUUUGCUUUGCCCAAGAAUAACACCUCAGAUGAACAUGCAUUAUCCAGAACUCCAACUAUUGAGUACGAGCAUAAGUCACUCACCUCAGCUGAGUACGAUGGACUGACAUCUACUAGAUUACACCCUGCACAACAUAAACCAGCAUCGACUAAUGCUGUGCCAACACCAACACCCUCUUCCAGUGAUAAGUGGUCGUCCUCAGAGGCCAGCAGCUAUGCUCAUGUUCUGCAAAGAGAGCGCGUCACGAAAAAGAACUUCAAAAAAGUCAUGGUAGCUCCUCCGCAUCUCUCGCUACCAAGUUCAUCUUGUCCAGCUCCACCUCGCAACAUUGUAUCUUCACCUGCCAUCAUCAUGCAAUCAGCUCCACCCAGUCCUAACUUUCAACCUCCUCUCAAAUCCAUGACUUUCUCCGAAGCAUUCAAUGAACCCCGCAACGCGUCCCCGCACCGUCAAGACGCUACCCAUCAGCAUAUCUCUUUCUACAACUCGAAAAUCAAGAAUCGUCGUGCGAAGGCUUCUAUCACACCGGGACACGCUGUUGAUACUUCAAGCCGCAAGACUUCCAUCAGUAGCCCUUCAAGAGGUCACCAUAGAAGUCUAGCAUAUGGAAACGCUAGACCUCGCAUGACCACACGAACCAAGUCAAGCGACUCCAUACCUAGACAAGGCACUCGACAAAGACCCGACAAUCCCGGAGAUCCAGUCUCUUUUGUCAGCACAGUGGGCUCAAUUGCGGAUCCCAUGGCACAAGAACCAGAAACGAAGCCUGCGCCCCCUCAACCUGAAGAAGAAGCACCGAAGCAAGAAUUCCUGCGAGUGUUGACCGUACACAGCAUCGUGCAAGCUCCAAUAAAAAGAGAGGCCACUAGAGUGCUGGAUGCUGAAAGUCCAUACCGACGUCAAUCGAAACAGUUCUCAGUCAUGUCAAGGUCACCCUCGCCUGGAUUGCGUUGCUUUGGUCUACUCCACCGGGUGUCCCGUCGAAGAAGAAGAAACACGCACGCGUCUAUCCAAACUGCAUACACAGGCAAAAGCGUCGCUCCCAAACGCAAGGACUCGUAUGUCGGGGCCGAUGGACGAGAGUACAUACAUCGACCAAUACCUGGAUUGAGCUUCUUGCCGUCUAAAAUGCAGCGAGUCAACACACCUCCAGUAGGCAGGGGAACGCAGAGCUCGAACUCAAGGUCACGAGGAUUCUUUUUCGAUUACACCAACCCUCCAGGUACAGGCGAGGAAGCAGAGAUACGACGAGAUUCUGUCGCAGGAUCGACAGAACUGAGAAGAAAGCCGAGCUCUCCAUAG
Aureobasidium melanogenum CBS 110374 is the source of this 1617-nucleotide messenger RNA. RefSeq lists its product as uncharacterized. The record is from RefSeq and is a predicted model, not a curated record. Lineage: Eukaryota; Fungi; Ascomycota; Dothideomycetes; Dothideales; Saccotheciaceae. The transcript has a single exon. The coding region runs from base 1 to 1617 and encodes 538 amino acids.